CGCACAUCAUCUCGUCAAGCAGCGUUUUACAUUUUUCACAAAUACAGAAUUUAAAUUAAAUUUGUUUUGCAAUUAUUCUCGUGAAAGUUGUGCAUAAUUAUUGAAUAAAAUCAAGGCUAUUGAAGUUGUCAAGAAAUUAUCAGAGCGUUGCCAAGAUUUCUGACAUCUUUUGAACAACAAUAAACCAUAAUCAUGAAUUAUGGUUAUAAUAAAUACAGCUCAAAUAUGAGUCCACGCGGUCGAGGAUUUAAUUCUCGUGGUGGAAGUUCGUACAGGGGUCGUGGAGGCGGUGGAGGUGGAGGAGGAGGUAGAGACUGGAAUAAUUCAAAUUCCAGUGGACGUGGUAAUUACACAUCUCGCGGUGGUUUCAAUAAAUACAAUUCCAAUUCGAACUAUGAUUCCCGCAAUAAAUACAAUUCUGGUGGAUCUGAACGCUAUUCAAAUAGAGGUGGAAGAGGUGAACACUCGAAUGCUUACAAGCGACCACGUGAUUCGUAUUCAGGACGAGAUGAUCACAGAUCAUCAAGUGACUCCGGUCGCAAGAGAAUGAGAAAUGAUUCAUAUCAGGGUGGUGGUAGCAGCAGUUCGCAGAGGUAUUCGGGUUCUUAUGGUGGUUCAUCGACGUCGGGACAAUAUGACGAUAAGAGAUCGUCGAAUUCAACUUACGAGGACAAAAGGCAGAAUGAACGCACAUCGUCCUAUCAUCGUUCGGAUGACAGCAGGCAUUCUGCAUCGAGGAAUUAUACGACCCCGCAACCACCACGAAUUAGCGAUAUGGCCCCGCCAGCACCAAGAUAUACAUCCAGUCGUGGAAGAAUUUCCCGUCAAACCUCGAGUUAUCGGGGUCGAUCAUCGACACGCGGGCGCGGCGGUGGCGGUAUUCAUCGUGGCUCACGUUCCGACAUCAUCUUGUCUCGGAAGCGAACCCUCGGCACGCUUGACUAUCGACGCAAGCUGCUAGGUUCACGUUCACGAGACUACAUCCAGCGUGUGCGCAUGACAACAACAAAAAUGCGCCGGAGUAGCGGUACUACUAGGCUCUCUGGUAGUAAAAAGGACUCUGCACCCAGUAUGAAGGACAAGGAUAGAAUGGCCAAGGCUAUUAAUGCUGAAUUUUCUGAUGAAGACGACGACGACAACCGAAGUAACUGGGACGAAGAUGAAAAGCCACAUGGUGAGGAUGACGAAAACGCUGAAGAAGACGAGGACAAGACAAAGAAGGAGGAGAAAAUUAAGCCUAAACAGGAGAGAACUACCGAAGACGAGGAGGAAAAGGACGACGUUGUAAAAGAUGACGAAGAAGAUCCAAAGCCAGACGAAGACGACGAGGAGGAAGUGGAGGGUAAGGAGGAGGACGCGAAGGAGGAGAAUGCAAGAUCGGGCUCAGACGAAUUGCCAAGCCGGCGUGACGGUAGACGUUUUAUAAAAUUAAAUUGCGCACAUUGUCAGCAUAGAAGUGUAACAUUUAAGGAAUAUACUUUGCAUUUAUAUUCGGGUAAACAUAAUUCAGCAAUGAGACGUGUCGCCGCCAAGCACAAGGCAAUGUUGGCCCGCAUGAGAAUCAUUCAACGUCAGGAUCAACGACGACUGGAGGCGAGGGACGAGGCGCGCGGAACUUUACCAUCAAGGACCAUUUUCUGUCCAGUUUGCAAACUCAAUUACAGAUCUCUCAAGGCAGUACACAAUCUAUCCGAUUCUCAUCGACAGAUCAAACGUUUUUUGACGCCAUUCUGUCGGGUUUGUCGUAUUCAAUUCAAAUCGCCAAUGACAUACGAGACACACGUGUGUUCACUCGAUCAUAUCAGGAAGAAGAAUCUUCAGGAUGAAAAGAAAAGUCGCGAAGGUGAUGAAGUUAAUUCGAGCGGUGGUGAAGAUGAGGAUAAGGAAAUGAAUCUUGAUAAUUUUAUGACUCUUGAUUCUGUCGGCGAUGUUGACGCUGAAGAAGAUGAAGAGAGUGGGGACAAGAAAAAGAAGGAAAAAUCAGAAGGCGAUGGAACUGAUAGUGAGAAAAAAGCGAAGACAAAACAAAUGAUUAAAGUUGGCUCAGAAUAUAUAAAACGUGUUGAAGUACAAUUUUGCGAAUUGUGCAAAGUUUACUUGCCACGAAGUGAAAAUAACGAACGAGCAGUCGCUCUUCAUUGUUCAACUCGCAGUCAUCUUAAAAGAUAUGUUCGCGACAAUGACGAUAAAGCACUGAGACGUCAAGCGGAACGAAUUCAUCUUCAAUCGUCAUCGUCGACAACAACAACGAAUUCAUUGAACACAAGUGAAAAUGCAAAAGGCUCAGUGAACGCAGAUCAACCAAAUUCAGAUAGUGUCGCGUCAGGUAAUGAAGAAUCAACAAAAGCAAAUUCCGAUAAUGGAACAAUGCACGAGGAAUCGAAAGACGAUGAGGAGGAAGAGGAGGAUGUUGAUAAUGAGAAGGCAACGAAAAAUAAUAAGGAAACGGAGAACGAGGAGGAGGAUGAAGAUGAAUAUGGUGUCGAUAGUGGUGAUAAAUUAUUUGACGAUGUAGAUAAAGAUUUGGGUAAUAUAUUGCGUGAAGCUGAAACUGGCGCAAGAUCAAGUGACGACGAAGACUCACGUUACGAUCGUUUUCGUAAUACUGGUAAAAAACAACAACAGCAACAACAACAACAACAAUCGCAACAAACUGCCAAAGAAAAGAAUGGCGAUGAAAAACAACCAACUGAGGAGAAAGAAACGAUUGUAAAAAAGUCAGAAACAAAGCCGAAAACUGUGGCCUAAACAUCCAUUCUCAAGAAAUAUCGAAUUUUAAUCAAUAAUAUUCAAUACGAUCAUUAUUUCUUUUCAUCAUUAAAUUGUUCACACAUCUAUAUGUGAACAAGCAAUCUUUUCAAAGAUUUAUUGUCUUUAUUAUAAGUUCACCAAUUUAAGAAAUAAGGCAUUUUAAUAUCUGGCCAUGUAUACAAAUAGGGUACAUUAUUAUUAAUAACUUUUUAUUAUAUACAUAGAAAUGUACUUUGACUAACUACUGAAUUUAAUUCGUAAAAUAUCAUUUUCUUUUUGGCGAUAUUUUCUAUACAUGAUUUAUUUUUUCUUUUUUUUUUGUCUUUUUAAUCAAAUAAUUUUCUCUACUAAAAAAAAGUUGUGUUUGGAAUUUUGUUUAUGUAUAUGUAGAUAUUUGUUUCAACAAAAUGAGGAAUUUGAAUUUUUUUUCUUUAGAUUUGACCACAGAAAAGAAUCGAUAGAGUAAAAACUUGAUAGAAUGUAUCAAAUUCUUUUGCAAAUAGGAAAUUUUACAUUUGCAUGAUUCAUUUUACUGGUUUAUUAUAUAUUUUUUUUUAAUUUUAUUUUAGUAAACACGUUUGUGAAUGUAAUUUUUCUUGCAUUUUUUUAAAAGAAAAAAUUGAGGAAACAAUUUAAGAAUUUAAUGAUUUCCUUUCAUAUUCUCUGUAAUAAAAUUAGUGUUUUUGGCCAA
Leptopilina heterotoma is the source of this 3442-nucleotide messenger RNA. RefSeq names its product glutamic acid-rich protein (gene Ciz1). NCBI's taxonomy places the organism in Eukaryota, Metazoa, Arthropoda, Insecta, Hymenoptera, Figitidae. Gene Ontology annotation, cellular component: nucleus. The record is from RefSeq and is a predicted model, not a curated record. The coding region runs from base 193 to 2748 and encodes 851 amino acids. The transcript has 12 exons.